GCUCGAUCUUGUGUCGCUGAGAAGGAUCCACAACCUAACCUAACCACAGUAUAUCCAUAAAUUAGAUUCAUCUUCAUUUUGAUUUUAUUGGCUUAAAUAAUAAUCGUAGUGGUUGAAUAAUAAUCUGAUCAGCCAAAAAUAAUCUUAGCCAAUUAUUCGUAUCUGAAUAGUGAAUUCUGAUUCUGAAGGAAAAUGGAGGGCGAGGUCGAAAAUCCGAGUUUUGAUUCGGAAGAGGGUGUGGAUGUCCUCCUGAUAUUCCGCGUCUUGCUGUUUUCUGCUUCACUUUAUGCGUUUGUGUUGACUCCUUUCCCAAUUAUAGAUACUAGGAAAGGAAGCAAGAAUCAACAUAUUGUGAAGAAUGCAAUAUCGUGUUGACUCCUUUCCCAAUUAUAGAUACUAGGAAAGGAAGCAAGGAUCCUGUUCUUGUGGAGAAUGCAAUUUAUCAUAUGUUGAAGAAUACUUGACGCAACCUCUAAUCACUGUUGGUCUGCCUGAAGUGGCGACGGGUGUUGUUGGAUUAUUUUGCUACCCCACCACCUCCACCACGCGCUGUGCAACGACCAAGAAAGACGACCAACUUGGUACGCUGAAAGGAGGUGUCUUUCGUGUCACGACUGCUGUAUGUAGCUGUAAAGAGGACGAGGUGGUGGAAUUUUUGCGAGAUGGACGAAUGAUAUCGACCUUGUACACGAUAAAGAGGAGGUGGUGGAAAAAUGAAACGAGGGGGCACGGCGUGACAGAUUAGCGCGUGCAGGAGACAAGAGUGCGUAAAAAUGCGAUAUCCCUGCACGGAUUUCAAUGCGAUCACGUCGAAAUCUCAAGAAACUGGGAUGUGAUCUUGCCUACAACUAGAGUGGUUCCUUCAACUGCGACUCCUUAACAUCGCAGGAAAUCAACGUAUAAAGUCGACGUAUCACUGCUGCGGGGGACUAUGACAUUACAACGAACACAACUAUUCUUCUACACAACUAGAACAAUUCUAGUUGUGAAAAAACUCACUUCUGCACAACCACGCGAGAGGACGACAAAGUUGUAAGAGAAAAAGCGGCAGAGCACCAGAAGAAAUAUCAAGAAACUCCAUCUACAACAAGCACCCAGUGGCAAUUGGUCCUUUGGUCGAAGACAUUUUUGAAGUUGAAAUCUGACGCUAGCCAUAUUCUACGAAAUCUGACGCUAGCCAUCGUCUACAUCAACAAGCAUCGAAUUUCACGGUAGAAGCAAGCGAACCAUCAUGAUCCCACCAACGGAUGCGGCUUUGAACAAACUGUCGCUGGAGUAUUCCUAUGAGGACAUAUUGCAAGCCACAGGACACUUCUCCCCUAAAUGCCAACUGGGUCAGGGAACCUACGGUUUCGUGUUCAAGGGGAAUUUAAAUUAUGGCAAAUAUGAUUGCUACAGAGUUGUAUGAGUAUGCAAGUAGACACUUAUUAUAGCUACUACGCAAGAGGUACCAUGACAUGACAUGACAAGUAUAGAAGACCGACCACCUCCCUUCCUGACAAGACUUUAUUCGCAGAAUAUGCAAAAGAAUCACACUUGCUGGGUGACAAGGUGGGUUCUCCCAAUCAACUGCCUUAUAUAUAAGUUUGAUCUCUAAUCCCCAGAUGGCACCGAGGUCGCCAUUAAAGUUUUGAACCAACCGAAAGAAAGCGGCUUUAAGGAAGAAGUGGAAGUGCUGAGUAAGUUCCGACAUCCGAAUUUGGUGAUUUUAAUGGGCUUCGCGAGAGGAAUUGCAAAAGAACGCUGCCUGAUAUAUGAGUUGCUGGAAACUGACGUGUGCUCACGGUAUAAUUUUACCUCUUUAGUUUUGAUUGCUGGAAACGGACGUUUGCUCACGUCGGUAUUUUUCAGAAUGCUUUUUCGUGAGAAAGAACAUACUUAAACCAAACCCAACUCUGACUCUGUAAAAUAUGCUUAGACUUUUGCUUUUGCAAUCCUCUACUUGGAGGUUAAAAACCUACCACUUCGAAUUCUACCACUCCACGACAGUCUCUCCGAUACCACACGAGCGCCGUUAUCCG
Messenger RNA from Amoebophrya sp. A25, 2021 nucleotides. The record is from the annotation of a GenBank genome assembly. NCBI's taxonomy places the organism in Eukaryota, Dinophyceae, Syndiniales, Amoebophryaceae.